AUGAAUUCGUAUUCGACUAGUGAACAAACACGUCGUUUAUUAUCGCCAUACAAUCAAGAUUGUUAUAAAUUAUAUAAUUUAAAUUUAAGAAGGCAUUUCAAAAAAAUGAAAAUCGUAUUAAAUCAAAUCAUGAAUGAUUUAAAUUCAAAUUUGUACUCAUCAAAAAGUUUAUUUAAAUUAAAUAUUGGUCGAAAAAAACUUUUUAAAAUAAAUAAAAUUUUAACACAAUUACAUAAUAAACGAUUCAUGUUUGAUAACAAAAAUAAUUCCUUUUUCUUAUAUCUUCGUAAUUCUAUUUACACUCUAAUGAAAUAUCUAACACAAUUCGAAAUAUGUGUUCAUGAGAUUGACCUGGUAAAGAAGCACUUCAAUCAAAUAAUCACUUCCAAUGGUAUGAUUCAACAAUAUGAACAAGAUUUCAUAAGAAAACAAUUAAUUUAUAUUGUGAAUAAAGUUCAAAAUGAUAUACAAAAUCAAUCCUACGAUGAACAAGCUAAUUUUCUUAUGAGUACAUUUGAUAUUCUUUGUAAUGUUCGAUCCAAACGAGAUUGA
Molecule: messenger RNA, 552 nt
Organism: Rotaria socialis
Lineage: Eukaryota; Metazoa; Rotifera; Eurotatoria; Philodinida; Philodinidae
Source: the annotation of a GenBank genome assembly